AUGAUUAAGAGAAAGGAGAUUAUUGCAAAGAAUAAAAAAAAGGUCUAGAUUUAAAAUAAACCUUAAUUAAUCUUCAACAUAAAAAGAAGACUUAAUGAAUAAGCUUUUGAUAAUAUAUGUAUAUUUAAUAAAAUGAUGAUUAAUAGUUUUUUCUAAUGAAGAAGAAAUGAUAAAAUUUUUGUAUUCUCGUAAGUAAAAAAGGUUGAAUUUAGAUGAACUAGUUGAAAAUCUUUCAUUAAAUGAAAAGAAAGAAAAAAUGUAAAAAAAUGUUAACUCUUAAAUUAGUGUGGGGUUACAAAGAAUAUCAUUGUAAGAUAUAAAUCAAAACAUAAAUUUUGAUUUUAAAGAGACAGUUGAAAAAAGUUUAAUAGAGUUUAAAAGAGACAGCUUUGUUACAAAAUUCAGAACAGACUUUAGAAAUAAAUUAUUAUCAGAAAAUAGAAAAAAAGUAAUAAUUUAUAGCUAGUUAUUUUAGAUAAUAAUAUAAUUAGAAUAGAAUAAGAAUUAGUUAAUAAGUGUAGAUGAGAAAACAUAUUAUGAAUAUGAAGAGGACUAUUAUAUAAUACAAAAAUUAGAAAAGGAGAAUGUGAAGUCAUAAAUAACUAUGAAAAUUGAUACUAAAUAAAUUGAAAGGUAGAUUGAAGAAUAAUAAUUUGAGAAUGAAACUGAGAAGAGUUUUGAUAGUGAGAAUUCUUAAAGAACUGAUUAUGAUGAUUAUGAUAGUUUAGAUGAAGAUACUUCAUUAUAAGAGGAAUAUGAGGAAGAAUAUUAUUCAGAUGGAGAUAACGAUGAUUCGAUAGAUUAUAAGAGAAUUUACUAAAAUUAGAUUCCUUUUAAUUAAGAUGAUAUAGAAAUAGAUGAUAAGGAUGAUGUAAAGUAAGAAAAUUAAAGCGAAAUUUUCACGAUUUUUAUUAAAUAACAUGAAAAGUUUAUUAAAGAUUAAAAGAAUGAAGUUUAUUAAUUUUUAUGUUGA
Paramecium sonneborni is the source of this 973-nucleotide messenger RNA. Lineage: Eukaryota; Ciliophora; Oligohymenophorea; Peniculida; Parameciidae. The record is from the annotation of a GenBank genome assembly.